AAGUCAUUGACUUUCCACCAUAUGCUCUGUGGAGGCUUUAUACAACUUGGGUGUGUGUUCAUCACAUCAGAGGAUUCUGGAUCAGUUGAGAAUUGAUUUCAAUUUGGUCAAUACUUUGUGUUCAUCACUUCAUAGGAUUCUGGAUCAGUUGAGAUGUUAAUUUUGUCAGUAUUUUGUGUUCAUUACGUCAAAGGAUUCUGGCUCAGUUGACAGUUGGAUCAGGUCAAAUACAAGUGUCAAAUCUGCACACUAGAGAAGACAGGCUUGACCAACACUAGAGAAGACAGCCUUGACCAACCUUGACGACUUAUUUAGUUCUUAUUUAUUUUUAUAAUUUCAUUUUGGUGUGCAGUUUUUCAACUUUUGUCAGGUUCAUUUGUUGGCUCAGAUCUGUCAUGGACGGAGGUUCACUGUCAGCAUCAUCGUCUGAGCAGGAGGCAGAUUCUUCACCCUACAGCACCAGUGCUCUCCUACAGAACCCAGAGGAAAAUGGGGCUAUAGAGGAAUCAAGGGUGAAGGUGGUGGAGGAGGAGAUUGUCCCUGCUGGUGAGAGGUUGCUGUCCGGGGAGGACCAGGGCUCUCUGAUCACUGACAGUAUGUCAGUCACCUCAGCUGACCAGGAGAAACUACUACUGCUCAACAGGAACACCGAGCUACGCAGAGUCAACAAAGAGUUGAUGAAGCUGAAUGAAGACUGGGACCAUGUGUAUCGCAGCACCACUCUGAGUCUCCAACAGAGAGUAGAGACUCUGGAGCAGGAGAGCAACACAGUCAAACAACUCAACAACACGCUGCUGCUCAAAGUAGACCACGAACAGAACAAGAGGGAGUACUAUGAACACACACUGAUGCAGGAGUUGAAGAAGAACCAGCAGCUACAUGAAUACGUCAGAUUGCUGGAGGAUAGACUACAUCACAUAGACACCACCAGAGACUGGACAAAGAGCACACAGACCAGUUUGAGCACUGUGACCAAUCUUCCAGAAACCACCCCCAUCUCUGAUGCUCCUGGGGUGCCGAAUCUGUCCACUAGCCUCAGCAAUGGCACCAUACCCGGCCUCUCCUCCUCUUCCGGCCAUGGCCUACCAUCCCAUCUCUUCUCCUCCUCCACCCCAGGUCGAGGGGCCCUGAGUAGGGGUAGAAUCAGUAUUGGCCCCUACAGGGCACUAGCGGACCAGGCAAACCCCCAGAAGGAGGUGCAAGACCUAAAGGAGCAGCUGGAGGCCCUCAGAUGCCAGACUGAGAUCUAUGAAGCAGACUACCAGACGGAGCACAAGGACCACAAACACACCCAGCAGGAGAACAAGAGACUGAGGAGGACGAGAGAGGAGAUGAGACAACAGAUGGCCCUACUGCAGGAGCAGCUCAAGGUAUAUGAGGAUGACUUUAGGAAGGAGCGGUCAGACAAGCAGGUCCUGCAGCGUCUACUGAUGAAGAAAAGUCCCGCUCUGGUCAAACAGCCUGUCCUGGUCCACCGCUGUAAUAACGAGCAGCAGCCUGCUGGGGGAGACAAGAGGCGGCAGAGAGAGGAGCAGAGAGAGGAGCAGAGAGAAGCUCACAGCAGUACACCCCAGCCAGACCACCACCCGCUGUGCCCCAAACACUGUGAGAGGAGGAACGCUGAACAGUCCACAUGAGGCAGACGACACACAAACAUGCUCACUCACAUUGAACUUGUAUUACGAUGUUGGUAUUGCCACUAACGCGUUGAGGCCUAGCCUACUCCAGACCUGAGUGACUGUGUCUAAUUGACAAUGAAAUGAUUUGUAUCUAUUAUCUUUCUCUCAAUAUGUAUGAACCUUAUGUUAUUUCCUAAUUCUGCCGAUAAUGUUGAUUAUCGAAGAAGGGACGGAGUGAUUUUCCAGUUGUCUCUGCCUCCCUGCUUAGAUAACAUGGUCAACAUUACCACCUAGUGUUUUUUUUAAAUCCUACAUAAUGUCAUGUUUUAUGAUGCAGUUGUUGGGACAUCUCUAGAAAAGCCACAGUGAAUUCAACUAAUUAAAUAUACCCCGUCAUUUCAAAAAACACCAGGAUGUACUUAAAUACAAGUGAUCAACUUCAGAUGUUGUCAUUUCCUUAUAACAAAUAUAUUAAAAAAACAAUGAAAUACCG
Messenger RNA from Salmo salar (Atlantic salmon), 2112 nucleotides. RefSeq lists its product as uncharacterized. Gene Ontology annotation, biological process: cellular response to lipopolysaccharide; regulation of transcription by RNA polymerase II. Lineage: Eukaryota; Metazoa; Chordata; Actinopteri; Salmoniformes; Salmonidae. The record is from RefSeq and is a predicted model, not a curated record.